This is a messenger RNA of Mucor velutinosus, 837 nucleotides long. RefSeq lists its product as uncharacterized. The record is from RefSeq and is a predicted model, not a curated record. Bases 1 to 837 code for a protein of 278 amino acids. Lineage: Eukaryota; Fungi; Mucoromycota; Mucoromycetes; Mucorales; Mucoraceae. The transcript is spliced from 5 exons. Gene Ontology annotation, biological process: protein catabolic process in the vacuole; protein targeting to vacuole; negative regulation of gluconeogenesis. Gene Ontology annotation, cellular component: GID complex.
AUGCCAAUUUUAUCCGUUUCUACACCAUCUUCAAGUUCCAACAGUACAGAAACGAUGCCCAUCAUUAUAGAAAAGCCAGCUGUAGUACUAGCAGCCGCAUCAACAUCAGCAUCAGCAACGCCGUGUGAUUGCAGUGUGCCUUGUUGCAAACAACAUGCAACCGAGUCUGUGAAAGAUGUAUCCAAGCAGCUACCAAACAACCGAAAAAAGAGAAACACUUCGUUGGUCUCUCGUGACGAAGAUGAUUAUUGGGUUGAUAUCUCCAACAAGAGACUGAGAAAUACUCGUUUGGGCGCAUUGUAUGCUGGUUCUCGUUUUAAAGGUGUACAGAAAUGUGGUAUUAGCAAAUACAAUGUGAUGGUGGACAUUCAGCAUGUUGAUUUAAAGGAGAGCAAAAUCAGUGGAUAUUUGAAUAUUGAAGGACUCACGAAUGAGUGUCCAGAAUUAACAACAUUCUUCGAAGGCGAAAUUAUUGGACCUCAAUACCCAUUCUUGACUAGAAAAUGGCAAGCACAGCAAUACAUUGAUGCGUUGCAUUGGGGCAAAUUUCCUUCCUUUGAACCAUACUUGCAUACCUUCAACGACGACGAUUUCACAUAUGAUCCAUUUGACAAUGAUUUCAUCUACAUGCGUUGGAAGGAGCAUUUUUUGGUGCCUGAUCACUGCGUGAGUAAUAUUGAAGGAGCCAGUUUUGCAGGCUUUUAUUACAUUUGCUAUCAACGUUCCACCAAUGAAAUCAAAGGUUUCUACUUUUACCACAACAACCCUGAAUGGUUCCAGCAAUUGGUAUUGGAGCAUGUGGAGGAACACUCUUUCAGCAAUUUUGAAUUUCGUUGA